Molecule: messenger RNA, 905 nt
Organism: Acaromyces ingoldii
Lineage: Eukaryota; Fungi; Basidiomycota; Exobasidiomycetes; Exobasidiales; Cryptobasidiaceae
Product: putative short-chain dehydrogenases/reductase
Exons: 5
Coding region: 90-797 (235 amino acids)
Source: RefSeq, a predicted model, not a curated record
AGCGAUCGGUCAUCCAGCCUAGCUCGCGUAUAUAGACGGCAUGCCGAGCUGACCACUCCAGACCCAAAGCUGACUUCAUCUUCUUCGCAAUGACCAAGCUAGCAGCCAUCUUCGGUGCAGGCCAACGAGUCGGCAAGUCCGUGGCACUCCAAUUCCUCCGCGAAGGCUAUCAAGUCGCGGUGGUAUCCCGAUCGGGCGCAAAGAGCCUCGACGAAGAGGCUGAGAAGUUCAAAGGUUCGCUGCGUCGAUACAGCGCAGAUCUCGGAUGGGCAGAAGAUGCGGUCAGAGUGUGGAACGAGAUCAAAAAAGACUUUUCCACGCCGAUCAGCGUUGUCUUCUACAAUGCCGCGGCCAAUUCAAGCACCGACAAGUUCUUUGACUUCCAGGUGUCUGUGGAUGACCUGAGAAGAGAUCAAGAGAUCAAUGCGCUGUCCUUAUUCGCGCUAGCUCGCGAGGCUGUCCGUGACUUCAAAGGCCUGCCUGCGUCGGUCCCCAAGGCCUUUAUAUACACAGGCAAUGGUCUCGACGACCCCAAGGCGUUCCCAAAGACACCUCCUGGGCUCUUGACCGGGGCCGUCGGCAAGCACGCUGCAGCUCAUUUCAUUGAUGCAGCUUCGCAGACGUUCGGAGCCGAGGGCUAUAAGUUCUAUUACAUAGACGAACGUCUUGCAGACGGAGCGCCAGCCUACGGCAAAAUCACAGGCCCAGGACAUGCCGACAUGGUCUGGAAGCUCUCCCAAGAGCCCACGCAGGGCGAUUGGAGAGUCUCCUUCAUCAAUGGCAAAGGCAAGAUAUAGCGUUCUCAUUGCCUGUUUUACUGGAUACGAGGUCUCCUAUGCACUUUCUCCAAUGCCAGGUCCGUUGUUUGUCUAUCUGCGAAUUCAUAAAGGCACUGCUUGAAGAGU